Molecule: messenger RNA, 1718 nt
Organism: Dimorphilus gyrociliatus
Lineage: Eukaryota; Metazoa; Annelida; Polychaeta; Dinophilidae
Source: the annotation of a GenBank genome assembly
AUGUGACAUUCUUGUUUAUAGGCGGAAAGAUAUCGACAUCUGAACAGAUUGGAAUUUUAGUGUAACUAAUAUUCAAAAAAACGUGAAUAAUGAGACUGCUUUUUAGCAUAGUUUUAUUAAAACUUCUAUACAUUUCUAUAACCUAUUGCUCAAGACCAAAUAUUGUUCUUAUAUUAGCUGAUGACUUGGGUUGGAAUGAUGUAGGAUUUCAUGGGUCUCAUGAUAUUCCAACUCCGAACUUAGAUGCAUUAGCCUACGAUGGAAUAAUUUUAAAUAAUUAUUACGUUCAACCAAUUUGCACACCUACCAGAUCAUGUUUGAUGAGUGGAAGAUAUCCAAUUCACACUGGUAUGCAGCAUAGCGUUAUAUAUAGUGCACAACCUUACGGUUUACCACUUAACAAUACUAUCUUGCCAGAAUAUUUAAAUACUAUUGGAUAUGAAUCGCAUAUUGUUGGAAAGUGGCAUCUUGGGCACUAUGCCAAAGAUUAUACACCUCUAAAACGUGGCUUUAAGUCUCAUUAUGGUUACUACAUGGGUAUGGAGGACUACUAUGAACACACACAUACUGCGGGAGGUCCUACUAGCAAUGGUGACUGGGGUUUUGAUUUUAGAGAUAACGAAAGAGUAGCAAAGGAAUUGUGGGGAAACUAUUCGACAGACAUCUUUACUAAUAGAGCAAUAGAUAUUAUAGAAAAGCAUGAUAAAGAAAGACCUCUAUUCCUAUAUUUCGCUCAUCAAGCUGUUCAUAGCGCCAAUAAUCUAAAUACAAUUCAACCUCCUCCAAGGUUUUUGGAUAAAUUUGAGCAUAUUACUAAUCCUCAGAGGAGAAAAUUUGCUGGAGCGGCUGCAGCUUUAGAUGAAUCGGUUGGUAGAUUAAUUGAAUCGUUAAAGAAGCAAAAUAUGCUUGAAAAUACUUUUAUUGUAUUUUCAACGGAUAAUGGUGGACCAGCAAAUGGUUUUGAUAUGAACAUGGCCUCAAAUGAGCCUCUUCGAGGGGUUAAGGCAACUUUAUGGGAAGGAGGAGUUAGAGGAACAGGAUUUGUUUGGUCAAAACUACUUAAGAAAUCUGGCUAUGUAAAUAAUGAUUUAAUGCACGUAUCUGAUAUUUUACCAACUGUUCUAAGAGUUGCUGGUUACGAUAUGUUUAAAUUACCAAAGGACUUGGACGGUUUUGACCAAUUGGAUGUUUUAAACGGCGUAGAUCAAGGAGGAAGAACGGAAGUGUUAUUAAAUAUUGAUCCAAUUCAAAAAACAUCUGCAUUUAGAAUGAGAGAUAUGAAAGUUAUAUCAGGCGAAUACGAUAGUGGUCAAUGGGAUGGCUGGUAUAAAACUCCAAAGUUUAAUAAAGAAGCAACAGUAAAAAGUUUACAAGAGGCUAAUCAAAUUGAUUAUACAACCGAAAUAUUGAAUAAUUUAGGGAAAAGCUUAAAAUAUAGGAAACCAGUAAAAAUAAAGUGCGGACCACCGCCGGAAAAGCGUAAUUGCUUUCCUGGAAAACAUCCGUGUCUUUUCAAUGUAACAGAAGAUCCUUGCGAAUAUAAAAAUAUUGCGUCAACUUAUCCAAAAAUUGUUGAGCAACUACAAAACAGAUUGAAUGAAUACAAAAGAAAAAUGAUUUGGCCACUAAAUACUCAAGUGGAUCCAAAAGGUUUGCCAAGUAAUAAUGGUGGAGUGUGGGGACCUUGGAUCAAUUUAACCAAGUCCAAUAUAUUAUAA